AUCUCUCUCUCUCAAUCUCUCUCCCUUUUUUCGCUCCUUUCCGCCUCCAAUCUUCUAAUUACAAAAUCACUAACGCUUUUUGAGUAAUUCCGACGACCACAGAGCUCUCAAAGUCCAUGCAUCAUGCCUCUCUUCAAUCACAACUCUCCUCUUUUCAUUUGCGCCGCCGCCCUUUGCCCUCUUCUUUUCCAAUUUGUUCACUUCGCCUGCUCUCAAUCUUUCAUUGGCGUGAAUUAUGGACAAGUCGCCGACAACUUGCCCCCGCCCGCUGCCACCGCGAAGCUACUCCGGUCCACUAGCAUUGAGAAGGUCAGACUGUACGGAGCCGAUCCAGCUAUCAUCAGAGCCUUGGCCGAUACCGGCAUCGGCAUUGUUAUUGGCGCAGCCAACGGAGACAUUCCCGCGCUUGCCUCCGACCCUAAUUUCGCGGGACAAUGGGUCGCCACCAACGUCUUGCCUUAUUACCCAGCUAGCAAAAUUCUCGUCAUCACCGUCGGUAAUGAGGUCAUGACCGCCACCGACCAAAACCUUAUUUCUCAACUCUUACCGGCGAUGCAAAAUGUCCAAAACGCCCUCAAUGCUGCUUCGCUUGGUGGGAAAAUUAAGGUGUCGACGGUUCAUUCAAUGGCCGUGUUGACUCAGUCCGACCCGCCAUCAUCCGGAACAUUUAACCCGGGUUUCGGGGGCACAAUGAAAGCGUUAUUGCAAUUUCAUCAAGCCAACGGUUCCCCUUUUAUGAUAAACCCGUAUCCGUAUUUUGCAUACCAGAGUGAUCCACGGGCCGAGACGUUGGCUUUCUGUCUCUUCCAACCCAAUGCUGGACGAGUCGACUCAGGAACGGGUAUUAAGUACAUGAACAUGUUUGAUGCUCAGGUGGAUGCAGUACAUUCUGCCCUCAAUGCAUUGGGAUUCAAGGAUGUCGAGAUUGUGGUUGCAGAGACAGGGUGGCCAUACAAGGGAGAUCCCACUGAAGUUGGCCCAAGUCUGGACAAUGCAAAAGCCUUCAACGGGAACUUGAUAAGCCACCUCAGAUCAUUGGUUGGCACUCCCCUGAUGCCUGGAAAGUCUGUUGACACCUAUAUAUUUGCCCUCUUUGAUGAGGAUUUGAAACCCGGGCCAAGCUCAGAACGGUCAUUUGGGCUCUUCAAGCCUGAUCUCUCUGUGACUUAUGAUGUUGAUCUUUCAAAGAACAGUCAGACUCCUACAACUCCAGCAACUCCGGCAACUCCUGCCCCUGUGAGUCCCACAACUCCCAUAACCCCAGUUACACCAGUACCAAAGCCAGCAGCUGGUUGGUGUGUGCCCAAACCGGGUGUUUCUGAUGCUCAAUUGCAGUCAAAUCUUGACUAUGCCUGUGCCCAAGGUAUUGAUUGUAGUCCAAUUCAAACUGGUGGAACAUGUUUUGACCCAAAUACUGUGGCAGCACAUGCUGCCUAUGCAAUGAAUCUCCUCUAUCAAACUGCUGGCAGGAAUCCUUGGAACUGCGAUUUCCUGCAGACCGCCACUCUUACUUAUACUAAUCCAAGCUAUGGUCAGUGCAGUUAUCCUGGUGGCAAUACAUGAAGAGAAAGGGAUAUUAUUUGGAUAGCUGAGGUAAUAAUAAGCUUGAGUGUCAUUGGCCAGCAGAAGUAAUCAUUUCAUGAUAUAUAGCUAAACAAUCGUCAAGUUGUGAAUUUCAUUCUAUUGAAGGAAAGGGCAGGGCAGAAAAUAAGCCUUUUUUGUCUAUCCUAUUUUAUUUGGCUUUCA
This is a messenger RNA of Coffea eugenioides, 1746 nucleotides long. Its product is annotated as glucan endo-1,3-beta-D-glucosidase. The record is from RefSeq and is a predicted model, not a curated record. NCBI's taxonomy places the organism in Eukaryota, Viridiplantae, Streptophyta, Magnoliopsida, Gentianales, Rubiaceae. Gene Ontology annotation, biological process: carbohydrate metabolic process. Bases 124 to 1563 code for a protein of 479 amino acids. The transcript has 6 exons. Gene Ontology annotation, cellular component: plasma membrane. Gene Ontology annotation, molecular function: hydrolase activity, hydrolyzing O-glycosyl compounds.